This is a messenger RNA of Lethenteron reissneri (Far Eastern brook lamprey), 9662 nucleotides long. Its product is annotated as synaptotagmin-10-like. Gene Ontology annotation, molecular function: clathrin binding; calcium ion binding; phosphatidylserine binding. Gene Ontology annotation, biological process: calcium-ion regulated exocytosis. Lineage: Eukaryota; Metazoa; Chordata; Hyperoartia; Petromyzontiformes; Petromyzontidae. Gene Ontology annotation, cellular component: exocytic vesicle; plasma membrane. The record is from RefSeq and is a predicted model, not a curated record.
CACGCGCCGUCGACGAGUCGUGCGGAGCCGCGGAGGCGAAGGGGUGGAGGAGGAGAGGGAGGCGAGGAGUCCGAUCGCUGGGCAGGGGCGAUGCCGGGUUUGCCGCACGCUGAAGAGGAGGAGAGGUGCAGCAAGGCCAUUAGCAUCAUCUCCGAGCUCUGCAUCAAAGAAUUUGUCGUCAAGGACCGCUGCCUCGACUUCCUGUCGCUCCUGCCUGAACGCUCUCGGCAGAGCAACCACACCGUGGAUGUAGACGUGUCGGUGAGCCUCCUGGUUGUGAUCGUCAGCUUCUGCGCCAUCGCUCUGCUGCUCGUGUCGCUCUUCGUCUCGUGGAAGCUCUGCUGGCUGCCCUGGCGGCACAAGCUCAAGGCGGCGGCGUCGUCCCCGGCGGCGGCGCACGCCAAGCAGCGAGAGAACGCGGCGAGCCGAGAGAACGGCCGGGCCAGGGACGCGCCCUCGUGCAGGGACAACAACCCCGGCAGAGAUGGGGCUGGCAAGGAUGCGGUGGGAGCGGUGGCAUCAACUCCUCGGCUCCAGCACGCGGCCUCGUCCGUGCCCUCGCCAGCCACCUCCACGUCCAUCGGUGCAGGCGAGCAGCCCUCGGCGCGGAACAAGCGGGUGGAGAUCCUCAGCGGGAGUGGUGGCGGUGGUGGUGGAACCGUGACGCGCAUUGGUGAGCAGCAGGCAAUCAAGAUUAGCCACACGUCGCCCGACAUCCCCGCCGACGUGCAGCGUGCCGGACAUGGCGCCGACAGUCGCUCUGACAGCGCCCGCAUCCAGCGCCAGGUCACCGAGCCCACGUCCUCCUCCCGCCACACGUCGUUCCGGCGGCAGCUGCCACGGCAGCUCAACCUGUCCCAUCUGGAGGUGGUGGGCGCGCCGCCGAGCCCGGCGACGCGGCGGCCGUCCCCCCUGGACAUCGGGCGCAUCAAGCCCGAGCUGUACAAGCAGCGCUCCGUCGAGGGCGACGACGCCGACGGCGGCCGCGGGACGACGGCCGCCGACGACGGGCGAACGCUGGCGGGGAAGCUGAACUUCGCGCUGCAGUACGACUACGAGACGGAGCAGCUGCUCGUGAGGGUGUGCCGUGCCGCCGAGCUGCCCGCCAAGGACUUCUCGGGCACGUCGGACCCCUACGUGAAAAUCUACCUGCUGCCUGACCGCAAGCGCAAGUACCAGACCAAGGUGCACCGCAAGACGCUCAACCCCGUGUUCGAAGAGACCUUCCAGUUCUUCGUGCCGUACGCGGAGCUGCCCGCGCGGCGCCUGCACUUCAGCGUCUACGACUUCGACCGCUUCUCGCGCCAUGACACCAUCGGCCAAGUGGUGGUGGACAACUUGUUCGAGGAGUCGGACCUGUCGCGAGAGACCUCGCUCUGGAGAGACAUUGAGUGCGUCGCAUCGGAGAAGGAUGACCUGGGGGAGUUGAUGUUCUCGCUCUGCUACCUCCCCACCGCCGGGCGCCUCACGCUCACCGUCAUCAAGGCUCGCAACCUCAAAGCCAUGGACAUCACGGGGGCCUCGGACCCGUACGUGAAGGUGUCGCUGAUGUGCGACGGGCGGAGGCUGAAGAAGCGCAAGACGUCCACCAAGAAGAGCACCCUGAACCCCGUGUACAACGAGGCCAUCGUGUUCGACGUUCCGCCCGAGAGCGUCGACCAAGUGUGCCUCCUCAUCGCCGUGGUCGACUACGACCGCGUGGGACACAACGAGGUGAUCGGCGUGUGUCGCGUGGGUAACGACUCCCAGGGACUCGGCAGGGACCAUUGGAACGAGAUGCUGGCCUACCCGCGCAAACCCAUCGCCCACUGGCACCUGCUGCAGGAGUGCGCAAGUCGGUUCUGCCACUGGGAUAUUUUGAAAGACUUUGGCUCAAAUAUUGUGGGCAGGGCGUGCAGCCAGCUUUGAGAGCCAGGGCUCCUGCUCUUCUCCUUAAGCAACAACAACAACACAACAACAUCAGAACAACAACAACAUCAGAACAACUACACGCAUCCGCACGCACACUCACCUUUUACGCACGGACACAUCUGGAGCCUCACGUGCGGUGCGUAGGGUGCCACGCGCACGCUUCUGCUAAUACGCACACCCGCAAAGACAAACGUAUCCCGUGUAGCCUUCACAGACUAUGUUGGGGCAAGUGCUCUUAGCGAGCACCUAUGAAGGUUGGCACGUGCUGGAGGGUGGUGGGUGGUAAGCUCCAGGCCCGACCGUCUUUGUCUCCCUAAUGGAGAUGUUUACACACAGUACCAGGUACUCAUUCGAGGCUAUGAGAGUCCAGGAACCGGUUCAGAUAACCCUCAACUGGUGUUGGCCGUGAGGAGGGAAUCGAACUCGGAUCUCUGGGCUCGCAACGCAGCGCGCUAACCACUACACUACCACUAGCCACACACCGCUAGCCACACACCGCUAGUCACACACCGCCCAGACACACACCGCCCAGACACACACCGCCCAGACACACACAGCCCAGCCACACGCAGCCCAGACACACACAGCCCAGACACACACAGACAAACACGGACGGACAUUGAAAUCCUGCCAAAAAUCCUCUUGCUGGGGAAGGCAUUACCACCCGCUUGUCGUCGGGCUCGGAUGUUGAUAAUCACGGUGUUUAGGAUGUCACUUACAUACCAGAUCAGAGCUCCCGCUCUCGCUCUCUAUCUCUUUGUAUAUAUAAUAGAUAUGUUCCGGGACUCAGUGAGAUCUCAAUCAAAGCCUUCGAUUGACCCUAACUGGGGACACUGACCCCAAUCCCAUGAGAAUGCCCUCCGCCUGUACUCCCUGCCAGCUCUGGCAAUUAGCAGCGCUCGUGUGCCAGUGGGGAGAUGUUCACACGUUUCAACAUCAAAGCCGGCCGCGCACAUGCAUCACGAAGCCACAACGAGUAACUCGCGCGAACAGAUGACACACGCGUGGACACACGCGCGAUCGACGCACACACGGACCGGCGCGGUGGGAACACACGAACGUAGAUAUGAACGCGCUCGCAAACACAACAACAGCAACUGCCAUUCGCCACUAAGUGGCGGUGACGUCACCACGAUGCUUGUGCCAGGCUAUGUGCACCUUGAGGCCACGUGAAGUGUCGAAAUCCCGCUGGCAGGAGGUCACGGGGCAGACCCAGGUGCCAUGGGUCGACUGACUGAGAUGAGUGGCUGAUGCACCACCUGUGCCCCCUACUGUGCCAACUUGCUGUGCUUUAGCCACCCGGCGCUCUGAUCGUCGUUGUGAGCGUCGCUCCUCCGCCCUCCGUUGUUGCUGGAGGGCGACUGCCUCCAACUACCCAGUAGCGUCCUUCACGAGCCUCCUCCACUGAGACCGAUCUUGACAUCGCUGGUACCAGUCAUCGGAAAGUCCACUCAGCUCCAUAUCCUCUCGUACCAUAUCACUCCAUCUCUUCUCCAGCCCAUGCCGCGCCCGUUUAGCCCCCUCGAUCCGGCCAAACAAAAGCUGUUUAGGCAUGCGGUGACUUGGCAUGCGGGCUACAUGGCCCAGCCAACGCAGCCUUGCCUGCCGGAGGAGCUCACCGAUGGGACAUUGUCCAGAUCUUUCAAGGAUUUGUGAGCUCCUCACACAAUCCAGCCUGGUUAAACCCAGGAUGGAUCGUAGGCAGGCCAUGCACACACACACCACACAUGAGUGCGCAAACACGAAGAUAUGCACAGAUUGAUCUACGCGUACACACACACACGCGCGAACACAGGAGUUCAGGUGAACACAGACACACGUACAUGGGCACGCAUGCAUGGACACACGCAGUAAAAAACAAUCAAGCACUCGAACAAAUAGGGGCAAUCAGGAACACACAUGAACAUACAGACAUGGUCAUGUGUCGAUAUAGACGAUAUGCACACAUACACGCAUACAUUAACACGCAAACAUUAUCCUUAGUACACACACACAUAUGCAUAGACACACGUGAAUACAACCGUGAAGACGCACACUGCAACGCACGUGAACACACAUACAUACCCGAAUAGAUGAACAUGCCAGCAUGCUGGAACACCACACACGCGCACACAGUUGAAAACACCCCCCCCCCCCCCAAACACACGUGGACGAACACAGAGACAGGAAUAUGCACACACGCGUGAAUAUAUGCACACGUGAACAUACACAUUAACACACAUGCACCCACACGUAGAAAACCCCCUGCUAUUUCUUAUACAUUGUGUAAAUUAUUCAAUUUUCUUGCGGAUUUACCCGACCCUUUUUGAAGCCAGUCUUACAACUCUCGACUCGAUUUGCCAGUGACGCUUGUACCGUAGCUGUAGCUACCGCGACGAUCAUCACGAAGACGACGAUCACGAUGGUGACGAUCACGAUGACGACGAUCACGAUGGUGACGAUGACGACGAUGACGAAGACGACGAUCACGAUGAUGACGAUCACGAAGACGACGAUCACGAUGACGACGAUCACGAUGGUGACGAUCACGAUGACGACGAUGAUGACGAUCACGAUGGUGACGAUCACGAUGAUGACGAUCACGAUGGUGACGAUCACGAUGGUGACGAUCACGAUGACGACGAUCACGAUGACGACGAUGAUGACGAUCACGAUGGUGACGAUCACGAUGACGACGAUGAUGACGAUCACGAUGGUGACGAUCACGAUGAUGACGAUCACGAUGGUGACGAUCACGAUGAUGACGAUCACGAUGUUGAAAAUCACGAUGUUGAAGAUCACGAUGACGACGAUCACAAUGAAGAGCUCUUGUUUAAUUCGCCCCUUUGCUUCGUGUGAACUCACCGAGCUGUGUAAAUAAGCGCUCCGCCAAAAUGUGCCAUGCGCGUUAGAAUCGACAUCGGGUUACAAUGCUGUGCCAACGCUGAGCCAAAGCCACGGACUCUAUAUACCCGUGACGAUAGGAAUAACUUGCGGGGGGCGGGGGGGGGUGCCACUAGCUAGACAAUGCAAAAAACAGGCGACAAAUCCCAGCCGCCCAUCACUUCGAGUACUUGAUGACGGCCGCCAUGACGAAUGGAGGCGGUUGUGUUGUGCGGUUGUGCGGUCGUGGCCGGAAUCACCACGCUCGGGCCCGCCGCCUUUGUUCUCUCCCAAGAACGAUGUUUACACGGCGCACCCACGCAGUCAUUGAAGGGCUGAGUCGACCUAGGGGAGACCCAGGACCGGUUCAGAUAAUCGCUUACUGAUGGCAUUUACACACGGAUACACAUACCCGUCAUUCGCCACUAAGUAACGGUGACGUCGCCACGGCGCCUGUGCCAGGCCAGGUGCACUUUGAGGCCACGUGAAGAGUGAGAGCUUGCUGACAAAGCCAGGUGCCAUGGGUUGGCUGACUGAGAUGAGCGGUAAAUGCACCAGCUGUACCCCCUACUGUGCCAACUUCCUCUAUUUUAUCUACCCGGCGCCCCGCUUGUUGUUGUGAGCGUCGCUCCUCUGCUCUCUGUUGUAGCUGAAGGGCGAUUGCCUCCAACUGCCCAGCAGCGUCCUUCACGAGCCUCAUCUACAGAGGUCGAUCUUGACACCGCUGGUACCAGUCGUCGGCAAGUCGACUCAGCUCCACUUCCUCCAGUACCGCAUCACUCCAUCUCUUCUCCAGACCAUGUCGUGCCCGUUUGUUUAGCCCCCUCUAUGCGGCAAAACAAAAGCUGCUUAGGCAUGCGGUGGCUGGGCAUGCGGGCUACAUGGCCCAGUCAACGCAGCCUUGCCUGCCGAAGGAGCUCACCGAUGGGACUUUGUCUAGAUCUUUCAAGGAUUUGUGAGCUCCUCACAAAAUCCAGCCUGCUGGUUAAACCCAGGAUGGAUCGUAGGCAUACCAGCCUGAAUGUUUAUAACCGGCGCAGAUGUUCCAUCAAAGGGGGUUCACGUUUCACAAGCAUACGCACACACACAUGCGCACAGACCUUCAUGAAGACGGCAAAGCUAUCUUCACGGUAUUUCCCUGGGACAGUAUGCUGGGGGUGGGGGAUUUGCUCGACUUGCCCAGGCUGUCGUUGAAGGCACACACCGCAAACACACACACACACACGGUAUUUUCAGGAGCUCAGCUCCGGGCAGCUCCAAGCUGAAAUGAAGUCCCUGGUUGUCCCUCCCACUCUCCCGUGGAGCGCGCGUGAUGCAGAUGUGGCAUCUGUAGGUGACGCCUACAGCUUCUCUCUCCCCAGCUGUUACUGUCAGCUCACACAUCCCCUUCGCCCCGCCCUCCACAUCGGAUGUCAACGACACGAGUGUUAUCUUCAACAAAUUACCUGCUGCUGCUGCUGCGUUGGCACAAGAACAAACAACGACAAAAUCAACACGUUCGUCAAUACCGAUGUGUGUGGCCUGGAAAUGAAACAAACAAACAUACAAUAGGCGACGUUUCGGGCAAUGAACUUUCAUCAUAGCAUUGACCGUACUCUGGUCAGCGUUGUUUGGUGAACCUUGGGGAUGUUUGGCCAUGACUUCUCACCUAUGAUCGUGGCGGCUCCUCUGGAGGAGACAGGAGAAGGCAGAGACACGUCAACGCAUUCGAGAAGAUCACCACGCAAACUCCCUCAAGCCAUGACAGACGACGUGGGAGCAUUUCUCGCUCGAUGUUUCGAGGAACGCUGCUCGGCUGGCUCGGGGUAGCUAUUGUCGCCUUAAGGCACUGCCGUUAGAGCUACAAGGUACCAACCAUUCUGCAAUGAUCCUCUACAUCAUUGCACCUUACGUUGCUGUGAUCGUAUGAACCGAUCAAAGUGCGCAGUGAUUCCCGACUCAAGUUACCAUCGAGGCCCUGGGUGCUCGUCUCUUGUUUACAGCCCUGCCGGGGCCAUCGGUGGAAAUUCCACAUUCCCUGCGAGUGGUCUGAGAUGGAUUUUGGCGUGGCCAAAGUGAUCGUCGCAACAUCAUCACAGACUGGAGACUGUUCCAGAUGGAAUUCAGCAGUGUGCGUUUAACGUCCAUGGACGUUCUUGAGGAGGUAAGGGGGGAGCGGGGGGGGGGGCGACCAAAUUUAAAUAUUGCCCCCCCCCCUCCCCUGGGUGCGCCUCUGGUUGUGCUGGUGGCGGUGGCAGCGCAUCGCAGCGACGCUAAUUGGUAUCGUUCCGUGCGUGCAAAUGUGACUCUGGGAACAUUUAUAUUCGCGUCUCAGCCUCGCGAGGCCGCACUCACAUUUCGGCUGCAGCUGCUGGCUCCGUCUGCUCCUCGCGAUGUUCUCCCCCCCCCCCUCCAGAUCCCCCCCCCCCACAGCCCCCACCCAACAGCCCCCCACCACCCACAGGUUCAACCCAGUGGGGUAACGUAAUUGACAUGGACUCUGGUGCAAGGAAUUAAAUGGGCCCUCCCUCUGGCCAAUCGUCAAGCUCACGGUAGAAAACGAUGGCGUGAGUGUCUUUAAAUCGCACUCGCCGCCAUCCCCGUUCACCCAGCAGCAGCAGCAAUGGGUACAGCCGCCACGCUGGGUCCAUGUGAUCGGCAGGUCGCCCGUGGCGGGAGUAAGGUCUGGCAUUUUUCGUUCCCCAUCAUUUUUUCUUUGCACAGAACCAAGGGAUGGUCGAGGCAUACAAUCAACGUACAGAUGCAAAGCGCGCGUUUCUUCCCAAGCCAGUUCGUUCUCAUUGUCGUCGUCCGUACAAUGAUUGUGGGGACCGUUAUUAGGAGUCUCGGAACCACGCUCGAGCCAUCCGACAGCCGUCGGGUACGAACGCAGUGCGAGGAAACCGGAGCACCCGGAGAACAUCCAAGCGUUCAUCCCCGUACAGAUGGGAACAGAUGGCGAUUAGUCCACCCUUUUCUGUGCCGCCUUCGUCUGGCGAGCCAGGGGGUAUGACACCCCUUGACGCCCCACGGGAAGGGAGUUUCGCAACCAUCUGCGGGGUGAUCCACCAACCCUGGCUGCUGCCUGCACACACACAGCACUUGAUUACAGGCAGACAGUGCAAUUCGUGACGGACGCGUUGAGUGGUUGUAUCAUUAUUAUUAUUAUUGCCAAUAACGAAAUAAGAGCCACGAUAUUCAUUGUUUGGGGCCGGGGGUGGGAUUGUGUAUUCGAGUGCUCGGUGUCACUGAGCAGGAAAUUACCAAGCCAUGAGCUGUGACCAAUCGCAACGGGGUGGCAGGGGGGGGGGCAGGGGGGGGGCAGUUUAACGUGGGGCGCGCCUUGCGAUCGGUGGGCUGACUCGGCGCUGUAUGGACGUCCGCGAGACCUUGACAAUAUUUUAGUUUGAUGUGGGGUGGGGGGGGUCUGGUUGGCGUGACCAAAUGUUUACUUAGAUAUGCGCUCGCAAACACGUAUCCUCGUGUCUUUAUACGAAAACAUAUGUAUACACGAUAUAUAUUAGGGAUGAAAAUACAAGAAACCCACGCAAAACCUGUUUACACACACACACGCGCGCGUGGGCGUGUGUGACGGACGCGUUGAUGUUGCGACUCAUCUGGAUUUUUCCACGCCCGUUCGUUUGUACAUAAAUUAUUUCGUGUUCACCCUGCUCCCCCACUAAGUUCACAACAAUUUUACGUAACAGAAACAUAUUAUAUAUAAAGUAUAUAUUAUAAGAUGGAAACGUUGGCCAUGAGUUGUGACAGGAUGCAGCACAUAAGUUUGCCUCCUGCACGUAUCCGUCUCUCGACACAUCACAUCAGCCACACGGCUUCCUCGGAGUGAAUUUGCGCAGCAGCAGCGUUGGUGGUGGUGAUGAUGAAGUAGUCUGGACACGGUGUUUGACGUUCAGUGUUUCAUCAGCAAGGUCAGGCUUGCUGCUGAAAACGAUUUCGGGCGAGUUGCCAGAUGUUUGCCGGCAAGGGCCCCUCUCUUUGUUCGAUAUGGGUCCUAUAUAGUUCAACACUAAAUUAUGUUUAUUACGGAACACAAUAUCGUGAUUAUCACCAUUGUGGAGAAGAAAAGUAGCAACAUUUAUUAUCAGACGAUGUCUCCUUCCCAUUGUUCAGUUCGUGUGCCACCACUAACACAAAGGCAAAGACAAAGAUCCCCUGAAUAGCCUCGAACAGACGUGCGGUGAGAGGGAGAGUUGUUCGCGAGCACCUGUGAAGGCCGGCACCGCACACGAGGGGGUGGAUGGCCACCUCCACGCCCGGCCGCCUUUGUCUCUCCAGUGGUUAUGAUAACACAUCACACCAGGUCCUCAUUUGAGUCGACAUAGGGGAGUCCCAGAACCGGUUCAGAUAAUCGUCACAAGAUGUAGGCCGUGAGCGGGAAUCAAACUCGUGUCGCAGCGCUCGAAUCACUACACUACAGCUCUGCUAAUACACACUGGAACACACGUGAUGUCGUGGUGUAUACACAUGAAUAGUAGAGUUUUCCCUAGAAUAUUCUAGAUUUGUGCGUGCGCAUGUAUGAGCAUGUGUGCGUCUCUAUGAGCCUGCGUGUGCAUGUGUGUGUACACAUGCGCGCGCGCGGUUGCACGCGUGUGUGUGUGCACACUGUGUGGACUUACCUGUACACACGUGUGUGUGUGUGUACAAUGUGUGAGCUUACCUGUACACACGUGUGUGUGUGCACACUGUGUGAGCUUACCUGUACACACGUGUGUGUGUGAGCACACUGUGUGAGCUUACCUGUAUACACGUGCGUGUGUGAGUGUGCACACUGUGUGAGCUUACCUGUACACACGUGUGUGAGUGUGUAAAUGCUGAGUUGUGCAAUGUGAGACAAUCUGGCCAAUGUUGUACGCCAAGAGGGUUGUGGGGGUGCUUUUUGUAACUCUUGG